GAAAAACAACGCGGAUUUUAUUAUUAUAUAUUUUUUCUUAUCGUGCUUAUAUUUAUUAUUUAUUAUUAUAGACUAUAUUCUACAUACUAUUGAUUUUAAUUACUAUUGUAACUGUGUACGGUAUUAAAUUUAUUUAUUGUGACGUUUUCUUUAUAGUGACUAAUUAAAGUGAUUCAUUUGUUUGAUAAAAAUAAAACAUGAAGCUUGAGGGAUUAUUCACGUUGCUCUUGACUAUUGGACUGUCACAAAGUAUUGCAGGCCAAUGUUUAACUGGCAAUGACAAUCCGGCAAUAAGCAAUCAGAAUGCAAACAAAUUGCUGAUAAAUGGAAAACUUAAUUUCACACUGGAGGCUUUGAAACAAGCGGCAUUAUUAGAAUCUAAAGAUAACCUUUUCUUCAGUCCUCAUAGUCUACACGAAGCGCUUGUUCUUGCAUACUUCGGUGCACGUGGUACUACAGAGGAAUCACUAAAAAAGGCAUUGAGAAUUCCUGACUCAUUAUCUAAAGUUGACGUCCAAAGAUCUUAUGCUUUAGAAAAAUCUCUUAAAGAAUUUGCUGCUCUAUCGGGAAAUGUAUCAACAAAUUACGAAUUCAAAACAGCAAAUCGUUUAUGGAUAAGUGAUAGUAAAAAAAUCCGUGAUUGUAUGCUGAGUCUCUUUCAAGACGAAUUAGAAAAAGUCGACUUCCGUUCGAAUCCCGGUGAAGUUCGUAACCGCAUAAAUGGGUGGGUCAGCAACAUCACUAAGGGACAUAUUCAGGAUCUUUUAUCACCGGAUGCCAUUGACGAGACAACGGAUCUUGUCCUGACAAACGCGGUCUAUUUCAAAGGCUUAUGGGGACGUCGUUUUGAUGCCGCGAAUAAUAAAAAAGAUAUUUUCUAUGGAUCGAAAAAUUCAAUAGUCACUUACAUGAAACAAAAAUCGACUUUUAAUUACAUGGUAUCUGAAGAAUUGGGUGCUCACGUUAUUGAAUUGCCGUACAAAGGCGAUGAAAUAUCGAUGUACAUUUUUUUGCCUCCAUUUGUAACAACUAAAGCCCGUCGUGGGUUCAGACAAGUACCUGGUGAAACUGUUGGAAUAAAUAGAGACGGUAUUCAACAGCUUAUAGAAAGAAUGACCAGCACUGAUCGUGGUAUAGAAGAGUUACAUGAAAUUUUGGACCGUGGAAUGCUUGAACGUGAAGUUGAAUUGUCAUUGCCACGAUUCAGUGUCGAAAAAGAAUUACCUGUGUCAUCAUUGCUGCGUUCUUUGGGUGCUGAAGAACUCAUGGAACCGGGGAGAGCUGAUCUACGUGGAUUUUUGGAAAAUACUCAAGACAAUUUACAUCUUGGCGAUGCUGUACAUCGGGCUAAAAUAGAAGUUAAUGAAGAAGGUACUACUGCUGCUGGUGCUACAGCAAUAUUCACUUUCCGUUCAAGUAGACCAACUGAACCAGCGAUUUUUAACGCCAAUCAUCCCUUCGUCUACCUCAUUUAUGAAAAACCUAGUCAGUCAAUUAUAUUCACUGGCAUUUAUCGCACGCCUACGUCACCUGCUGAAACAACAAAUUAAAUAAUUAAAAUUCAAGAAAAUAAAAUUAUUUUAUUAAUUAAAAAUUAACAAUCGACUUUUAGAAUUUAAAUAAAUAAUAAUAUUAAUUAUUUUUAUAACUAAAUAUGAUUAAAAUUAAAUGCCAGUACGGAAGAAAAAAAAUAAUCAAGUUUAAGACUUGUUAUUUAUUUAAAAAAAAAAAAAGGACUUGAUUAUUUUACUUAAAAAAAAUAAUAAAUUUUAUUUAUUCAUUGAAUAAAUAGUUAAAAUUAAAUGAUAAUGUUAUUUAACUUAACUACUGUUUCUACUUAUGUUUUGUAUAAAUAAUUGAUUAAUUUAUAAUUAAUCGAUCUAUUGGAAUACGAUUAUUCUACAUGUAUGACGCACUAAACGACUUUGUCGUUUAUAGAUUUAUUUAUAAGAUAUCUCACACUACUUAAUAAUAAAAAAUACAAUAUUUAUUUUUUAA
This is a messenger RNA of Microplitis demolitor, 1998 nucleotides long. RefSeq names its product serine protease inhibitor 88Ea. The transcript is spliced from 4 exons. NCBI's taxonomy places the organism in Eukaryota, Metazoa, Arthropoda, Insecta, Hymenoptera, Braconidae. Gene Ontology annotation, molecular function: serine-type endopeptidase inhibitor activity. The record is from RefSeq and is a predicted model, not a curated record. Bases 198 to 1550 code for a protein of 450 amino acids.